CUGUUUACUCUCAGAUAGAAAGAAGAAGAAUGAUUCGAUUCACGAUCUUGUGCUGCUUCUAAAAAUUAAAAAUCAUGUUACCUAAAAAACCAAUUAUUUCAUCUGCAGAGCAACACAGUUUUGACGAAACUCGAUGGGUCAUCAAUGUCCAAAAAUCUCUCGAUGCAGAGAUCGAAGAACACGAUCUCGAAGAAGUCACAGUCAGCAUUUUCAAUGUUCCUAAAGCAUUAAUGUGUAGCCAUCCAGAUUCAUACACACCUCACCGGGUUUCGAUCGGACCUUAUCAUUGUCUAAACCCAGAGCUUCACGAAAUGGAAAGGUAUAAACUAAUGAUCGCGAGAAAAACUCGAAAUCAAGCCAAAUCUUUCAAGUUUCAUGAUCUUGUAGAGAAAUUACAAUCCAUUGAGAUUAAGAUUCGAGCUUGUUAUCAUAAGUAUAUAGGGUUUAACGGAGAGACUCUGUUAUGGAUAAUGGCGGUAGAUUCAUCGUUCUUGAUCGAGUUUCUUAAGAUUUACAGUUUUAGAAAGGUGGAGACUUUGAUUAAUAGAGUUGGGCAUAACGAGAUUCUUAGAGAUAUAAUGAUGAUCGAGAACCAAAUCCCACUUUUUGUUUUGAGGAAAACACUUGAGUUUCAGCUAGAAUCGACUGAAUCAGCUGAUGAUCUGUUGGUCUCUGUUCUUACGGGACUAUGCAGAGAUCUCUCUCCUCUCGUCAUCAAAUUCGACGAUGAUGAGAUUCUGAAGGCUCAGUUUCAUGAGUGUAAUCAUAUCUUAGACUUCUUGUAUCAGAUGAUCGUUCCGAGGAUCGAAGAAGAAGAGCUAGAAGAAGAAGAAGACGAAGAAAACAGAGCAGACGACAAUGGCGGAAACAGAGCAAUUAGGUUUCUGGAAGAGAUUAAGCAUCAAUUCAAAAGGGUUUUCGCAUCUCGACCUGCGGAUUUAAUCUUGAGAUUCCCGUGGAGAAUCAUAUCGAAUCUUCCUGGAUUCAUGGCACUGAAACUUUCAGCUGAUUAUCUCUUCACAGGACAAGAAAACGAAGCAACAACAACGAGACGAGAAUCAUCAUCAUCGGUUUCGGCUUCCGAUAUCGAAAAGCCUCCUCUUGUGGAAGAACUGACAAUCCCGUCAGUCUCCGAUCUCCACAAAGCCGGAGUUCGAUUCAAACCAACAGCAAACGGGAACAUUUCAACAGUAACUUUCGAUUCAAACUCGGGUCAGUUUCACCUCCCUGUGAUAAACCUAGAUAUCAACACAGAAACCGUUCUACGAAACCUUGUCGCUUACGAAGCUACAAACACUUCAGGACCAUUAGUGUUCACUCGUUACACAGAGCUAAUAAACGGAAUAAUCGAUUCGGAAGAAGACGUUAGGUUGCUUAGAGAACAAGGCGUCCUUGUGAGCCGUCUCAAGAGUGACCAAGAAGCUGCAGAGAUGUGGAAUGGUAUGAGCAAAUCUGUGAGGUUGACCAAAGUUGGUUUUUUGGAUAAGACUAUUGAGGAUGUUAACCGAUAUUAUACCGGACGGUGGAAAGUGAAGAUUGGAAGAUUGGUUGAGGUUUACGUUUAUGGUUCUUGGCAGAUUCUUGCUUUUUUGGCGGCGGUUUUGUUGUUGAUGUUGGUUUCGUUGCAAUUGUUCUCUUUGGUGUUUAGCUCCUUCCUUCGGUUUAGAACCGGUUAGGCGUAAUUCGAGUUGGUUCGCUAUGUAUUUGUGUUAUUCCUAUUUCACUUGGUUUGGUUUGAUUUGGUUUAUGUUGAACCAUA
Arabidopsis lyrata subsp. lyrata is the source of this 1759-nucleotide messenger RNA. Its product is annotated as putative UPF0481 protein At3g02645. Bases 75 to 1676 code for a protein of 533 amino acids. The record is from RefSeq and is a predicted model, not a curated record. Lineage: Eukaryota; Viridiplantae; Streptophyta; Magnoliopsida; Brassicales; Brassicaceae. The transcript has a single exon.